GACGUUGUAAUCAAACAAAAUUUCUGUUCAUCUCGAUGUGGGAUUUUUAUGUCUACUGAUCGUUUGCUCUUUGUCUCUGUGUGUUACAGAGUAAACGGGACCAUCUGCUGAUGAAUGUGAAAUGGUACUACCGCCAGUCAGAGGUGCCUGACUCUGUGUACCAGCACCUGGUGCAGGAUCGCAACAAUGAGAACGACUCCGGCCGGGAGCUGGUCAUCACAGACCCUGUGGUCAGGAGUCGAGAACUCUUCAUCUCCGACUACGUGGACACUUACCAUGCUGCUGCUCUCAGGGGGAAAUGCAACAUUUCCCAUUUCUCCGACAUUUUUGCUGCCCGGGAGUUCAGAGCCCGCAUUGACUCCUUUUUCUACAUUCUCGGAUACAACCCAGAGACCAGACGGCUAAACAGCACACAAGGGGAAAUCCGAGUAGGACCCAGCCACCAAGCCAAGCUCCCCGAGCUACAGCCUUUCCCCUCCCCUGGUGGCCAGGCCGUGACCGAGAAAGAGGAGCUGGUCUGGAUGCCGGGGGUCAACGACUGUGACCUUCUCAUGUACCUCAGAGCCGCAAGGAGUAUGGCUGCCUUCGCGGGCAUGUGUGACGGAGGCUCAACAGAAGAUGGUUGUCUAGCAGCCUCGCGAGAUGAUACUACAUUAAACGCACUUAACACUCUUCACGAGAGCAGCUAUGAUGCAGGAAAGGCUCUGCAGCGGCUGGUGAAGAAGCCGGUACCUAAACUGAUAGAGAAGUGCUGGUCUGAAGAUGAGGUGAAGCGCUUCAUUAAAGGGUUGAGACAGUUUGGCAAGAACUUCUUCAGGAUCCGGAAAGAGCUGCUGCCCAACAAAGAAACGGGGGAGUUGAUUACCUUCUACUAUUAUUGGAAGAAGACCCCUGAGGCAGCCAGUUGCAGAGCCCACCGCAGACACCGCCGCCAGCCCGUCUUUCGCCGCAUCAAGACACGAACAGCCUCUACUCCAGUCAACACCCCCUCACGGCCCCCAUCAAGCGAGUUUUUGGAUCUCAGCUCAGCCAGUGAGGAUGACUUUGACAGUGAGGACAGCGAGCAGGAGCUGAAGGGUUACGCCUGCCGCCACUGCUUCACUACCACCUCCAAGGACUGGCACCACGGGGGCCGGGAGAACAUCUUGCUUUGCACCGACUGCCGCAUUCACUUCAAGAAGUACGCCGAGCUGCCCCCCAUCGAGAAGCCUGUGGACCCGCCGCCAUUUAUGUUCAAACCUGUCAAAGAGGAAGAGGAUGGACUCAGUGGGAAGCAUAGCAUGAGGACCCGACGGAACCGAGGCUCGAUGUCAUCGCUACGUAGUGGUCGUAAGAAGCAGACAGCCAGUCCCGAUGGCCGAGCCUCGCCUACCAAUGAGGAUUUGCGCUCCAGCGGACGGACUUCACCCAGCGCUGCGAGCACCGACAGCACCGACAGCAAGACAGACUCCAUGAAGAAGCCAAGCAAGAAGAUUAAAGAGGAAGCUCCUUCCCCGAUGAAGAGUGCCAAACGGCAAAGAGAGAAGGGAGCUUCAGACUCAGAAGAGCCCGAGAGGGCUAAUGCCAAAAAGUCCAAGACACAGGAGCUGAAUCGGCUGGACUCCCCAUCAGAAUGCGAGGGAGAGGGCGAGGGAGAGGGCGAGAGCUCUGACGGGCGAAGCAUUAAUGAAGAACUCAGUAGUGAUCCAAAAGACAUUGACCAAGACAACCGGAGCUCUUCCCCAAGCAUCCCCAGCCCCCGUGACAAUGAGAGUGACUCGGACUCAUCCGCCCAGCAGCAGCAGCUCCUGCAGAGCCAGCACCCCCCGGUCAUCCAGUGUCAGCCGGGCACCUCGGCCGCCCCUUCAGCACCUCCUCCACCUACAACCUCAACCCAAGCACUGCCCCCACAGGUCUCCCCUGCAGCUGCCUCCACCUCUCUACCUCCUCAUCCUCUGCCCCAGACCAGCCCUCUCUCUCUCAUCCAGUCCGGAGCAUCGCUCCACCCUCAAAGGCUUCCUUCUCCUCAUUCACCUUUGACUCAGGCUCCGCCCCCUGGCCCCACAGUCCCACCUCAGUCUUUACCCAGCCCGCAUCAUGGGUCCAUGGCUCCCAUGCCGCAUCCACUACAGCCUGGACCUUCCCAUAUGCCACACCCUCACGCCAUGACCCCUCAGGGAUUCCCCGUGGGUCCUUCUCAGGUCCCAGCCCCACCAGUUUCUGGCCAGUCGCAGCAGAGGGCUCACACGCCUCCUUCUCAGUCCCAGACAUCAGCUCAAAGUGGGGGCCAACCUCCCAGAGAGCAGCCACUGCCUCCAGCACCAAUGUCAAUGCCUCACAUCAAGCCCCCUCCAACUACACCCAUCCCGCAGAUACCUGCCUCACAGUCUCACAAACACCCGCCCCACGUCUCAGCACCCCCAUUCCCUCAGAUGCCAUCAAACCUGCCUCCACCUCCAGCCCUCAAGCCCCUCAGCUCCUUAUCCAACCAUCACCCUCCAUCAGCACAUCCACCCCCGCUCCAGCUCAUGCCUCAGGGGCAGCAGCUCCAACCUCCACCAGCCCAGCCUCCAGUUCUCACCCAGUCUCAAAGCCUGCCGCCUUCAGCCAGCCACCAGCCUCCUGCAGCUUCUCCGCUCCCGCCCUCCGCAGCGGCCUCGCACCCCAACGGACCACCUCAACCGCCUUUCUCUUCUCAUCCCUUCAGUACAGUUCUACCUCCAACUGGCCCUCCCCCAUCCUCCUCAAACUCUAUGCCAGGCUUACAACCUCCAUCUUCUUCCGCCCCGUCCGCUUCCAUCUCCAUGCCACUUCCUGCCUCAGUAACCUGUUCUGGUGCUGGCCCAACAAUCCCACCCGUACACAUCAAAGAGGAGCCUCUGGAUGAGCCGGAGGAGCCUGAGAGUCCACCACCCCCUCAGAGAAGCCCCUCCCCAGAGCCUACAGUCGUCAACACACCCAGCCACGCCAGCCAGUCAGCACGGUUCUACAAGCACCUGGACCGGGGUUACAACUCUUGUGCGAGGACCGACUUCUAUUUCACUCCGCUUGCUUCAUCUAAGCUGGCCAAGAAGCGAGAGGAAGUUCUGGAGAAAGCCAAGAGGGAAGCAGAGCAGAAAGCAAGGGAGGAGAAGGAACGAGAGAGGGAAAGGGAAAAAGAACGGGAACGCGAGCGUGAGCGAGAGAAGGAGGUCGAGCGGGCUGCGAAAGCGUCCAGCUCCUCUCAUGAAGGCAGAAUGGGCGAGCCUCAGAUGGCUGGACCGGCUCAUAUGCGCCCGCCGUUUGACGGGCCUCCGACUACGAUCGCGGCUGUACCUCCGUAUAUUGGCCCCGACACCCCUGCCCUGCGCACCCUCAGCGAGUACGCCAGACCCCACGUCAUGUCGCCCACCAAUCGAAACCACCCGUUCUUUGUGUCCCUCAACCCCGCGGACCCGCUGCUGGCUUACCACAUGCCCAGCCUGUACAACGCUGACCCGGCCAUGCGGGAGCGCGAGCUGCGGGAGCGGGAAAUGCGCGAGAGGGAGAUUCGCGAGAGGGAACUUAGAGAAAGGAUGAAACCCGGCUUCGAAGUCAAACCUCCAGAAAUGGACACACUCCACCCCUCCACAAACCCCAUGGAGCACUUUGCCAGACACGGGGCCAUCACCCUGCCCCCCAUGCCCAGCCCGCACCCGUUUGCCUCCUUUCAUCCGAGCCUGAACCCACUGGAUCGUGACCGGCUAGCUCUGGCAGGGCCCCAGCUUCGGCCAGAAAUGAGCUACCCAGAGAGGUUGGCUGCAGAGAGACUCCACGCUGAGAGGAUGGCCACAGUGGCCAAUGACCCCAUUGCCCGCCUGCAGAUGUUCAACGUCACGCCACACCACCACCAGCACUCGCAUAUCCACUCCCAUCUCCACCUCCACCAGCAAGAUCCACUACACCAAGGCUCGGGGGGCCAUCCCCUGGCAGUCGAUCCCCUGGGAGCUGGACCUCACCUGGCCCGCUUCCCGUACCCUCCCGGCAGCAUCCCCAACCCCCUCCUGGGCCAGCCGCCGCACGAGCACGAGAUGCUGCGCCACCCGGUCUUCGGUGCUCCAUACCCACGGGACCUACCGGGAGGCCUCCCGCCGCCCAUGUCAGCAGCCCACCAGCUGCAGGCCAUGCACGCCCAGUCCGCCGAGCUCCAGAGGCUGGCCAUGGAGCAGCAGUGGCUCCACGGCCACCAUCACAUGCACGGAGGGCCGCUGCCUGGUCAGGAGGACUACUACAGCCGGCUGAAGAAAGAAAGUGACAAGCAGCUGUAA
Menidia menidia (Atlantic silverside) is the source of this 4265-nucleotide messenger RNA. NCBI's taxonomy places the organism in Eukaryota, Metazoa, Chordata, Actinopteri, Atheriniformes, Atherinopsidae. The record is from the annotation of a GenBank genome assembly.